CGAGCGGGGCGCGCCGGACAAUGAGCUGGGCGGCUCGGCGCUGCGGCCACUUUUAGGGGGGGGCGCGGGCAGGCCGGCGCCUCAUCCGCUCCACCUGCAAGGAGAGGGCGGGAUGCCAGAGCCAGGUGUCCCGGCUCUCUAAGGCCCCUUGCAGCCUGACGUCCCUGAACCGGUUCUCACCUUGACACCGGGCUACCUGGCGGAUUUGGCUGGAACGUGUUUGGUGGGGCGCCCUCGGAGCAGCCACGAUGGCCAGCACCAGGAGUAUUGAACUGGAGCACUUUGAGGAACGGGACAAAAGGCCCCGGCCGGGAUCGCGGAGAGGGGCGCCCAGCUCCUCCGGGGGCAGCAGUAGCUCGGCCCCCAAGGGGAACGGGCUCAUUCCCAGCCCGGCGCACAGUGCCCACUGCAGCUUCUACCGCACGCGGACCCUGCAGGCCCUGAGCUCCGAGAAGAAGGCCAAGAAGGCGCGCUUCUACCGGAAUGGGGACCGCUACUUUAAGGGCCUGGUGUUUGCCAUCUCGAGCGACCGCUUCCGGUCCUUCGAUGCGCUGCUCAUGGAGCUCACCCGUUCCCUGUCGGACAACGUGAACCUGCCCCAGGGAGUCCGCACUAUCUACACCAUCGACGGCAGCCGGAAGGUCACCAGCCUGGACGAGCUGCUGGAAGGUGAAAGUUACGUAUGUGCAUCCAACGAACCUUUUCGUAAAGUCGAUUACACUAAAAAUGUUAAUCCGAACUGGUCUGUGAACAUCAAGGGGGGGCCUGCCCGAGCCGUGGCUCCUCCCUCCGCGGUGAAAAGUGAAGUGAAGGAAAGUAAAGAUUUCAUCAAACCCAAGUUAGUGACUGUGAUUCGAAGUGGAGUGAAGCCUAGAAAAGCUGUGCGGAUCCUUCUAAAUAAGAAGACAGCUCAUUCCUUCGAACAGGUCUUAACGGAUAUCACCGAAGCCAUUAAACUGGACUCAGGAGUGGUCAAGAGGCUCUGCACGCUGGACGGAAAGCAGGUUACUUGUCUGCAAGACUUUUUUGGUGAUGACGAUGUUUUUAUUGCAUGUGGACCUGAAAAAUUCCGUUAUGCCCAAGAUGACUUUGUCCUGGAUCACAGUGAGUGCCGUGUCUUGAAGUCAUCUUAUUCCCGCUCCUCAGCUGUUAAGUAUUCUGGAUCCAAGAGCCCUGGGCCUUCUCGACGCAGCAAAUCACCAGCUUCAGUAAAGAGGGGUGGCCACUACUCCAGUGCCUACGCGACAGCCAAAUCCCCAGUUAACGGAACUCCCAGCAGCCAGCUUUCCACACCCAAGUCUACAAAAUCCUCCAGCUCAUCUCCAACUAGCCCAGGAAGUUUUAGAGGAUUAAAGCAGAUUUCUGCACAUGGCAGAUCUUCCUCCAAUGUAAAUGGUGGGCCUGAACUUGAUCGUUGCAUGGAUUCUGAAGGUGUGAAUGGAAACAGGUGCUCUGAAUCAUCGACUCUUCUUGAGAAAUACAAAAUUGGGAAGGUUAUUGGAGACGGCAAUUUUGCAGUAGUCAAAGAGUGCAUGGACCGGUCCACUGGGAAGGAGUUUGCCCUAAAGAUUAUAGACAAAGCCAAAUGUUGUGGAAAGGAACAUCUGAUUGAGAACGAAGUGUCGAUACUGCGCCGAGUGAAACAUCCCAAUAUCAUCAUGCUGGUGGAGGAGAUGGAAACAGCUACUGAGCUCUUUCUGGUGAUGGAAUUGGUCAAAGGUGGAGAUCUUUUUGAUGCAAUUACCUCUUCAACCAAGUACACGGAGAGGGAUGGCAGCGCCAUGGUGUAUAACCUGGCCAACGCCCUCAGCUACCUCCAUGCCCUCAGCAUCGUGCACAGAGACAUCAAGCCAGAGAACCUCUUGGUGUGUGAAUAUCCAGAUGGAACCAAGUCAUUGAAACUGGGAGACUUCGGGCUGGCCACUGUGGUGGAAGGCCCUUUGUACACCGUCUGUGGCACCCCAACUUAUGUGGCCCCAGAAAUCAUUGCUGAAACUGGCUAUGGCCUGAAGGUGGACAUUUGGGCAGCUGGCGUGAUCACGUACAUACUCCUUUGUGGAUUCCCGCCCUUCCGGAGUGAGAACAACCUCCAGGAAGACCUCUUUGACCAGAUCCUGGCUGGGAAGCUCGAGUUCCCAGCCCCCUACUGGGACAAUAUCACCGACUCAGCAAAGGAACUGAUCAGUCAAAUGCUUCAGGUAAACGUUGAAGCACGGUGCACUGCGGGACAAAUCCUGAGUCACCCCUGGGUGUCAGAUGAUGCCUCCCAGGAGAAUAACAUGCAAGCUGAAGUGACAGGUAAACUAAAACAGCACUUUACUAACGCGCUCCCCAAACAGAGCAGCACCACCAGUGGGGUCUCCGUUAUCAUGGAACGGCUUGGCAUUCAAGGAGCACCCGUGCAGCCAACUUCCAGAUCCCUAGUCCUAGGGUAAGAGGUUGUGCAGGUCCCAGCAAGGCCAGGCUGACGGGCCCCUGGCCAGGGAGCUCUGGCCUCUUCUCCUGGGCUCCCGGCCCCCCAGGCAGCUGCUUCUGUCCUCAGCUUUGCUUUCCCGCCUGGAGGGGGGUUCCCAAGCCCAUGUGGUAACUCCCUGAAUACCCAGGGCCUCACAGAGAUGCUCUGAGCUAUGAACUACUACUCUUUGGGACUUGGGAUAAGAAACAGCCAGAAUUAGGCAAAUUUGCAGCUUUUAAAAGAAAAGAACAAGGAAAAAAAAAUCAGUUUUUUAACAGGGUUGGUAAAAUUUUAUGAGAUGUCAGUAACAAUGAUGCCCAUAUUUUUUCAGAUCUUGCCUCUUCCAAAAUGUUAUUAAGGCAGCUUACUUAAAUCCAUAAAUACAGCAAAUGAAAAGUGGCCUUAAAGUAAGUUCAGCAAACGGGAGAAGGAGGCAGAAAAAAUUAAAUUGAGCCAGAAGUGUGGUCAGUACACCCAACAGCAGCUGUCCAGACCCGAGUCCUUGUCCACCCAGGGCCGCAAAGCCACCCCCGCCCCCAUGCGUCCCCACCUGCUGCGGUGCCGUGUCCAGGGCACCAGGUCCUCAGCCGUGACCUCUCUUCGGCCCACACCAUUCACAGGAUGAGGGGGCGGGCGAGGCCUGCUUCCCAGAGCCAGAGGUCAGGCUCUCCAAGGAGGCCUGCUCACAGUGGGGAUCUGCGGCCCACGGGGUCCCCAGAGCCUGGCAGUGAGCCAUGGACUGUCUCCCCAGCUCCACCCUCUGACCUCUAGACAGGCCCUCACCGUCUGGAGUGGUUCAGUUCCUACCUACCAUGGAGAACAGUUGCUUGUCUCCCGGGGCGCUGUAGCCCCUACCCGCACGUGGGUCCCGAUAGACGCUGGAGGGAAGGUCUUGAUCCUGAUGAGCGUGGAACGCGUGGUGUGGCCUGGAGCCUCCACCACCGUCCUGACACUGCCAGCCUCUCCUCCCCCAGGGGCUGCAUUUAGUUGGCUGCCCUCUGUCCCGUCCUCUCCUGGGACGUGUGGUCUCCCCAGACCCCAGGCUGGACCACGCAACGGGCUCCUGAUGUGCUCCUGGGGGUGCUCGGCGCCAAGGCAGCGGGAGGGCCUCUUGAGGUGUGGUUUUCCUGGCGUUUCACCAGGGCUCUGCUGAGCCUGAGAACGUCAGCUUCGUCACAGACUUGCAGCUUAAGCCCUUUCAACAGAACCACCCCACCUGAGCCCGCAGAGGGCGAAGGGCUUCACGUGGUUCAUUCCUGAGUGCCAGCGCUGCCCACAGGGAGUCACGGCCCUGCUGCCAGCAGCAGGGUGAGUGGACAUUUAGAAACAUUGAAAAUUGGCAACAGGUAAUCAAAAACCUUAAGCGUCAUUUGUUAGAAGCACAAGGGAAUAACCACAUGUGAACUUGGCCGCAUGGUCUCCUGGAGGAAGACCCUUCAUGGGAUGUGCGGAGCGUUCCACCCUGGUUCCCUGGGUCACCUCUGACUCCCAGCCCUGAUGGCAGGGGAUGGCCUGAGGCCCGGGGCCCGCCAAGUUUCUGGAAUGAUUGGCCCUUCUGCCACGUGGCCCAGUCUGGGCAAGGACCUCUGGGCCCUCAGACAGAACCUCCGUCAUACAGUUUACAAAUGGCCUUUUCCAUUUGCUGAUGCAGUUGAGCCAUUAGGUUUCAAACUCCUGAGCGUUCACAAGAUGUUUGCGCGAAGGAACAGGGCUUUCUUCUGCGUAAUUCCAGCGGUGACUGUGCACGUGUGUGUUCACGUGUGUGUUCAGUGUCAUCUUGGGCAUGUCGUUAGGGCUCCAUCUAACCCCACGUUCCCUCCACAGCUCUGCAGCUCCUUACUGGGGGGAGGCGCUGACUGACGUCAGGGUGCUCCCAUCCCUCGGGGGAGAUCAACAAAGCCUGUCUCUCUGGAGAUAACCGUUCUCCUGGGCCAAAGAGCUGGCCUGUGACUUUUGGCUUGUCCCCCGCAAGCAACAGCCAUCUGGCCUCCAUGAGCUUGUUGUCCUCAUCCCCGCCCAGCCAAGCACCUGGCCUGCGGCAUGGCCGUGUGGGGGUAGCUUCUGUGUCGUCACCCUUGCCCUCUUCACCAUUACUGUGUGUCUGUGUAUUCUGCCCUUGGGAACAGUUUCAAGUGUUCCUUUAAAAGUCACUAUUCACAAAGGCCUCUCCCGGGUAUUUAUGUGGUCUCUUAACAGACGUACAUGAGGUGCAGGUGGUUGCCUGCAGAUACAGGUAGUAGUGGCGACCACAUACACAGGUUCUGAGGCGGAAUCCUCUUAGACAGAGCCUUACUCUCUGUUGCCACCCCCAGUGUCCCCUCCCCCCAAAUUGGAGCCUAAGGCUCCAGUGAAAAAAUGAUAGGAUAGGAUAGGAAAGGUCAGUGACAGUGCAAGAAAGUAAAGUUGAUGCUCUUGUCUGCAUUUUGUUUGACAGUUUGAUUUGACAGUUUGAGAGACACUUCAAAGUUUCAUUCUGGGCCCCGUUGAAACUCUGGGGAUCCUGAAGCAGAAUUCUGGUAUUCAACAAGCUGUGCUUGACUGGAGCAGUCUCUAAUUCUCAGCCCCUUUUAAAUCUGCAUGCCUCUCUUAGACUUUGACACUGGCCUCCAGCUCUCAGCUUCUUGCGGGGGCAGGUCUCCUGCACCUACUGACGCCCGUUUCAGCCAAGCACACUCUCGGAAACUUGACCUAAAACUUCUCAGCUUGCCACAUUGCCUGCCUUCCCAGACCAGAAGCUGGCGAGCGCCCAGGAGGACUCCAGGAGUUCUCCUGCUAGAGGCGAUUUGCCCUUUAGGUGACAAAGCAGCUUGUGGGGAAUGAUGGCAUAUGGAUGGGAAGCUUUGGGAAGGCUGUUGUUCUUUCCCCAGAUACACUGCCAAAGAUGCACCUGCAUCAAUAAGACAGUGUAGAGUCAGCGAGGCUUUGGGACAACAGAAGGGUAUCGGGUAGGACUUGGGUUAAGACAGGCCUGUGGUUGCACUGGCCUUUUUUUCGAUGCUUCGGGGAGGAUAGGGCAUCUGCAGGGGUUCCCUGCCAAGCCCAGUGGCCUCGCUGCAGCUGGGAACUGGACGAGGCCUCUCUUGGCGGGUAAAGGCCUUAGGAGAAACCCCUUCUUGUUGCAUUUUGUAGCCUGGUAGCCACCUGGAGAAAGGAUGGAUUCAAAAGGAGUGCUUCCCCACACGGGGUUUGCUGCUUCUUUCAAGGGGAAGUGGGGAAGGACUGGGGCUUAGUUUAAGGUAGACAAAACUGUCUCGGUCGUGUUGCUUCUGUUGAAAGUAAGUCUGGUUUCUGUCCCUGCUUCUCUCCUCCCUCCUCUUGCCUCUCCCGCCGCCUGCAUUGCUUCCCUCUGACUAGGUCCACGGCGAGGGUACGUACUAACUGCACGGCCAUGCUUCUUUCCGCUGCACACACUCGUCCUUGACGGGAAGGGAAGAGGAGAAAUAAUUGCGGGGCUGUUGGUUUCUUCCACCCGGGGGACAUUUUAUGGUAGAAAAAUGUGAAUGCCUCAUCACUCCGUUUUCAGUGUUUUCGCUGAGGGCCGGCCUGGCCUCUGCUCAUACUUGGACCUUGGAAGCCUGUUAAAGAGCGAUGCUGAGUUUCCCAUUUGACUUUUCCACAGUUACCUCUCUUCCGUGUAAUGGAACUUGUCCUUGGCAAUGACCAAGGGCUCAGCUUGAGGCAGGAAGGGCCUGUAGAGGAUGCUGUUGACAUCGAGUGCCCUGAAGGCAGCGGCACAUGCAUCCAAGGAAGCCCCACUGUUGUUCACAUUUUCUCCAGACUUUUUUUUUUCUUCAGUCAGAGUACAGAAAAAAUUGGUGGUGCCUUUUCCCCUCAAAGUGGGUAGAUUACAAAAUAACUUCUGUGGCCCAUGUGCCUUUUAGCUAAAGGUGCCUGAGAACUGAAAGCUCCCCACAUUUAGAAAACCCAGUGAUAGGGUAGUGAGCAUCCUACCUGAAAGCCAGCCCGAAAAGGAAGACAAAGCCCAGGCCCACCUGCCAGGCUAGGGUCAGAAAGCAGGGCGGCUCCUGUGCUCCCACAGCACAGGAGAAACCCACGCGGGAGGAGAGCAGGGGCCGUGGUGGAGGCCGGAAGCCUAAUGCUGCCUCAUGGAUUCCAAGGCUUUCAAAGAUUAUGGAGCCUCAGGGGUUAGCGGAAGGGGUCACCUCCAAUCCCUGGUGGGGUCCUUGUAUGGAAAAGUUAGUUAAGGCCUCGCACUCUCAUGAGGUUUGCUUUUUGUCCAGGACUCUCCUGGGUUCCAAGGCCUGAGAGAAGCGGUGGGAAGCUGUGUGGAGCGGGGACGGUCACGGUCCCGGCGUCCAGGGCAGGAGGAGCAGAGGCCGUGCCUGGGGCCGGGGGUGGAGGGCUGGCCCGGGACUUCUGCGGGGGCGCUGGGCGUUAUUUCUCCUCUCCCGCUCUCGCCUGCAUGCUCUCACCCUGCUCGCGCUGGCGGCUCCGGCCAGUGGGCUAACGUCCUGUCCCCUGUCUCGCUGCUCUGUCCUCAGAACACGGCUCUAGAUAAGGAGGGCCAGAUCUUCGGCAGCAAGCUCGGCGCCGAGGGCAGCCGGCCCGGGCAGGAGCCCCCCGCGUCCCGGGAGUCGCCCCCGCGCCCCUGCUCUCCCGCCGC
Phacochoerus africanus (Common warthog) is the source of this 7079-nucleotide messenger RNA. It is a transcript of the gene DCLK2, whose product is annotated as doublecortin like kinase 2. The transcript has 17 exons. Gene Ontology annotation, molecular function: ATP binding; protein kinase activity. Gene Ontology annotation, biological process: intracellular signal transduction; protein phosphorylation. Lineage: Eukaryota; Metazoa; Chordata; Mammalia; Artiodactyla; Suidae. The record is from RefSeq and is a predicted model, not a curated record. Bases 249 to 2435 code for a protein of 728 amino acids.